CAAGCAGUCUCCGAUUUGCCAAGACUAUAAACAAAUUGCCGUGCAGGAUGUUACAAAUUUUUCUCAUUCAAUUUUCUAAUUUCUCAUUACAAGACAAGUCAAUUCUUCCAUGUCUGCAUCUCAGGAACUUGCUCGGAACCUUCACUUUUCUCUAUCUAGGAGCUUUCCUAUUGAAUACGUCAACUGCCACCGUCAUGCAAGGCUUAUAAAAUCUUUCCCCAGAUCCUAUAUCGCACUUUGAAACCACCAAUCCAAGUUUCGAAGCUCAGGAGGUUUCCUCUCCUUCAAUCCAAGCUCAGAAAACCCCAACCAAGCUUCCAAGCUCAGAAAGUUUCGUCUCCUUCGUCAAUACCUUCCUCCCUCCUUCCAAUAAGGUAACCACAGUGUGAUUGAGAAACCUUCUCUCUCUAUCACCCUCUUCUGCGACCCAAAUCUCUUAAGGGGCUUGCACGAGGGCGAAUAAUAUUUGUCAGUUCUCACCAUGUUGUACCCUCUAAUAUGCGGCUAUGAAGCCCCAUUACCAACAAAACACAAAGGCAAACAGUAGGUGUACUUCCCUGAUAAGUUGAUCACCUACUAUUCCUCUGAAUGGCAGGUUCACCAAAUCACUCAGGUCAAAUUCCACCAAACUCUGUUAAUCCUCGCACCAUCUCACCCUCGUUUGCCAGAUUCAUUAGAUUUAAUCACUGUCCAAGUUCAGAAGGGCACCUCUCUUUAGAACAAUCCUCACUUCAUAGAUUCACCAGCUCCAUAGCUCCUGCUCGCUUCUUGUGCUUGUGAGCUUGUAGCCGUAGAAACUCUGAUCAAAGGAAAUAUUGGUUAUCGAUUUCUACGUUCAAACAUGAAGCCAGAAGCAGUAACCUGCAGCUCCGCAGCACCUCAAAAGAAAGAGCGGUCCUUUUUCAGUUGGCUGAGCUGCAUUCUGUCGCCACCCAAGAAGGAGAAGCCCGAAAAGGCCAAGCCCAUUGGGCCCCCAAAGGCAUCCAGGUUGCUGUUGGCUGGGCUGAGUACCCCGGAGUUCGAGCGGGUCUUCUGCUUCUUCGACGAGAACGGUGACGGCAAGAUCUCGCCGGUGGAGCUCCAGAGCUGCAUGCGGACGAUCGGCGAAGAGGUAUCACUGGAGGAUGCGGCAGCCCUUGUGGAGUCCAGUGACUCAGAUGGUGAUGGGCUGUUGGGCUUCGACGACUUCAUUAAGAUGGUGGGCCCUGAAGGGGAGGAGGAGAAAGGGAGAAGUUUGAGGGAGGCUUUCCGGGUGUACCAGAUGGACGGUCAGGAGUGCAUUACACCCACCAGCCUCAAGAGGGCACUUGGCAAGCUUGGGGAGUCCAAAACAAUCGAGGAGUGCACGGUCAUGAUUCGUCGGUUUGAUAUCAAUGGGGAUGGUGUGAUCAGCUUUGAUGAGUUCACGAUCAUGAUGCUAUGACUGGACCAACAUGAUCGGAUUGGGAGGCACCUUUUGGUUUGCCAGUUCAUGCAUGCCAUGCGAUCCGUGGAUCUUCGAUGUAAUACAUGGUGACAUCGGUCAUGGAUAUUAGUCUAUGAGAAGCAAUCCUUCUUAUUCCUUUCUCAACAAUCACUUCUCCUGGAAGUAGACUAGUGCAACCCUCUACAAGUGGGCAUGAAAUUCGAAAAACUUUCUUGGAUCUGCAUAAUGCUGGCUUGGCAAUUUAGUAACUCAAAACGCCAUCUUAUGUGGUCGUACGUACCAAUCCUCUCUUGCCAUGUUGCUCGAAGCAAAUUAUGGUGUCCACAAAACAGGUAUACCUAGCAUUACUCCUCAAAGAAGCCGCACAUUGAGACAUAUAGAGCUGUGUAAUUUUUUGAGGGUUUUUUUUUAAUUUAUUAGUAUCUGAGGGAUUUCUUUGAUACUAUAAGCAUUUCUUUUGUA
Phoenix dactylifera (date palm) is the source of this 1888-nucleotide messenger RNA. RefSeq names its product putative calcium-binding protein CML19. The record is from RefSeq and is a predicted model, not a curated record. Gene Ontology annotation, molecular function: calcium ion binding. Lineage: Eukaryota; Viridiplantae; Streptophyta; Magnoliopsida; Arecales; Arecaceae.